CUUGUCUCGUGAGCGCAGGGUGGUGUCAAAAUGGCGGAUGACAACGAGGAGCUACAGGCAGAUGAAGAGGUCCCCGCCCCGGCUGAGGACGGCUUCGAGCAGCUGGAGAUCGACAGCCCUGCAGAGCGCAGCGGCCACGUGGCGGUGACUGAUGGACAGUGCAUGUAUGUCUGGGGCGGCUACAAGAAUGCUCAAGUGAGGGGCUUUUAUGACUUUUAUCUGCCUAAAGAUGAAAUAUGGAUCUACAACAUGGAGACUGGAAGAUGGAAGAAAAGUAAAACAGAGGGGGAUGUUCCGCCUUCCAUGUCUGGAAGUUGUGCUGUGUGUGUUGACCAAGUGGUGUAUUUAUUUGGUGGACAUCAUGCACGUGGCAAUACAAAUAAGUUCUACAUGUUAAACUCAAGAGCUAAGGACAGUGCAUUGCAGUGGGUAAGAGUAGACUGUCAAGGAGUUCCCCCGUCAUCUAAGGACAAACUUGGAGUUUGGGUUUAUAAAAACAAGCUAAUAUUUUUUGGAGGUUACGGCUACUUUCCCGAGGAGAAGCAACGGGGAACUUUUGAAUUUGAUGAAACUUCUUUUUGGAAUUCGGGUCAUCCCAGAGGCUGGAACGACCAUGUACAUGUUCUGGACACUGAAACCUUCACUUGGAGCCAACCGAUAACCACAGGUAAAACACCUUCGCCUCGGGCAGCCCAUGCCUGUGCUACUGUUGGGAACAGAGGUUAUGUAUUUGGAGGCAGAUACCGAGACUCUAGAAUGAAUGACCUUUAUUAUCUUAACUUGGACACCUGGGAAUGGAAUGAAACCAUUACACAAGGCAUUUGCCCAGUAGGCCGAUCCUGGCAUUCUCUAACGCCAAUCUCAUCAGAUCACCUCUUUCUCUUCGGAGGAUUUACCACUGAUAAGCAGCCACUGAGUGAUGCUUGGAUUUAUUGUAUCAGCAAGAAUGAGUGGAUACAGUUUGAGCAUAACUAUUCAGAAAAACCAAGGUUGUGGCACACGGCUUGUGCUAGCGAGGAAGGAGAGGUGAUCGUGUUCGGUGGCUGUGCCAACAAUUUGCUUGCCCACUCCAAAGCGGCUCACAGCAAUGAGAUCCUUGUGUUUUCUCUGCAACCAAAAUCUCUUGUGAGGCUGUGCCUAGAAGCAGUUAUCUGCUUUAAAGAGAUGUUAGCCAGCUCCUGGAACUGCCUCCCAAAACACUUGCUUCAUAGUGUCAACCAGCGGUUUGGCAGUAACAAUACAUCUGGCUCCUAAGACUCCCGCUUUCAAUUACACUGAACAAGAAGUGCAUGGAUGAGCAUUUCUAAAAGAUGUAAUAAUUUUACCAACUAAGUGUGGCAGGCGUGAAACUUGUAUAGAUUACAAAUCGGCAUUGUUGUAGGUAGUAGCUUCUCGGCUUUAAGGUGCAUGUGAAUGGCCUAGAGAGAACUUAUUUUUGUGUAAAGAUGUUUGCAAUAAAUGUAUUUAAUGCAAGUGGAGAUGUAUCCAGUGCUUAACCAGUAGCGGGUUUGCUCAACUUACUGCCACCCUUUCAUUAAGUGAUUGUAAGAAACCUGUUUCGAAGGGGGUCAACUCUCCAUUGUCCAAGAGGUGCAGUAGGUAAGACGAUAGUUUGAGGAUUGAUGGUACUCGCUAAACAGGGCAAGACACAGCAUUAUGCUGAUAGUGAUCCGUAAGUACAGUAAUCUGAGGAUAGAUUCCCUGAGUGGCCCGUGCUAGUAUAUAAACUGUUUUUGUUUUCUAACAUUUAAAAGUGUAUAGUGAUAGAAAAACUUGAGUUUGUUCUGGGGAACUCUUGUCGUUUAACCCUCCUGUUGUUGUGAUACUGCUUCUUCUGUGUUUGCUCCUAACUUGUUUUCUAGCAUUUUAGAGCCUCUGUGGUGAAAUGCGGCUCUCACAUCCUUUGCCUUUAGCCUCUCAGGAGCUUCACUUAUUAAGCCUCCAUCGUUAGUCAGCAGUGGAGACUCCCAAGGUAAUUAGCACCCUUGGCUGAGGAUGGUCAGCUUUGCCUGGAGGUAGCUUUGACUAACAUCCUUGCUUUUGAGCCCCCACGCAUCUUGUGGAACCAGCUCGAAUGUGCCUGCUCUGCUCAACUGGGAAACUUUACUUGGUGUGGGCUGCUGUUAUAAUCCAUGCCAAGAACUAUCUGCAUCUGCCUUACUCAUGCUCAGUGUCUCCAUGGGCUCCAGCUCAGCCACCGCUGAUGGGAGAUCGCAGUUAAAUCCUUGAAACCAAUACAAAUAAAGGGCUUUAAAAAU
Molecule: messenger RNA, 2258 nt
Organism: Gavialis gangeticus (Gharial)
Lineage: Eukaryota; Metazoa; Chordata; Crocodylia; Gavialidae
Gene: KLHDC2
Product: kelch domain containing 2
Exons: 13
Coding region: 31-1254 (407 amino acids)
Molecular function (GO): protein binding
Source: RefSeq, a predicted model, not a curated record